AUGCGUCAGCAACAUCGAAAGAACUUUAUCUCUGUUGUUCAUCUCAGUGACGGUUUCCUUACCACUUCUAUUGAUGAAGUAGGGGAUGCUUUUGUUUGCUAUUUUAGGGACUUGCUUGGCUCUUCUAAGGUCACCCUUCCCUUGGAUGAUGAAGUCUCUCGGUCAGGUCCCUGUAUUGAUCCUACCUCUCAUGCAUCUCUCAUGGCUCUAGUCACUAAUGAUAUUUUUAAGCAAGCUUUAUUCAGCAUUAAUGAUGACAAAGCUCCUGGGCCAGAUGGAUAUACCUCUUUUUUCUUCAAAAAAUCCUUGGAUAUUAUUAGUGGUGAUUUAUGUCUUGCAGUCUAUGACUUCUUUGUAUCUGGGAAACUUCUCAAGCAGAUUAACCACUCCAUCAUUGCUCUUAUUCCCAAAUCUGCCAAUGUUUCUACGACUGCUGAUUUCAAGCCUAUUUCCUGCUACAAUGUGGUAUACAAGGUGAUUUAUAAGAUUCUCUCUAUUAGGUUUGCUACUGCCCUUGCAGAUAUUAUUAGUCCUCUGCAAAAUGCUUUCCUGGGAGGUAGAUUGAUGGCUGAUAACAUUCAUCUCAUUCAAGAGCUUCUUCGGCUAUAUGAGCGUAAGCGUGUGUCGCCUAGAUGCUUGAUGAAAAUUGAUUUGAAGAAAGCCUUCGACUGUCCAAUGGCCUUUUCUGCAGCAGUUCUUGCUAUCUUUUGGCUUUCCAGAUAG
Messenger RNA from Populus trichocarpa (black cottonwood), 723 nucleotides. RefSeq lists its product as uncharacterized. The transcript has a single exon. Bases 1 to 723 code for a protein of 240 amino acids. Lineage: Eukaryota; Viridiplantae; Streptophyta; Magnoliopsida; Malpighiales; Salicaceae. The record is from RefSeq and is a predicted model, not a curated record.